AAUACCUAUAUGUAGGUAUUACUGUUAAUAUACAUAUUUACCUAUACUUGGCCUAGAGAAUGAACUUCAACACUCACAUACAACACAUAGCCAGAGUCGGGAAAAACGGCCGGUAUGAUUUCUAAAAUCAGGUAUUAUGUUCCCCAGCGAGCAGCCGCGUCAAACAGCCUGGUUGAUCAGUCCAGCAACCAGGAGGCCUGGUCGACGACCGGGCCGCGGGGACACUAAGCCCCGGAAGCACCUCAAGGUUGGUGGUGUAGGAGCGUGGCGUGCAGCCUCGUCCUCAUCUCGUACGUAGCCGCCUCGUAUAUAUCAGACGGCAUCUCUCCCACCAACCUCCCUCACCAUGUACCUCCCCGACCAAAUGGGGGUGAUGAUGUGAAGUCACUUCACCUGGGAUUGAAGUGGCACAGGUUGUGACUGAAUGUUAUUUUGACCAGAGGAGUGCAUUGUGAAGGGCUUGAACGUGACGGUGGACGAGGCGAAGUCAGUAGUGAACUACACUUCUAUCCUGGCCAACUCCAGCAGCUGUUCUUCUAAACUAUGGUGCGACUCAAGAAGAAUUCAAGAUGGCCUGCUGAGAAAGACGUUCUUUUGGAGGACAGGAAGCCUGCUGAGUAUGAAACAGCUGGUUCUUGAGGAUCGUCACUUGGUCUCUACACUCUAUCCCAGCACCCCUUAGGGACGCCUGGGGACAGAUCAUCCGGGAAGCUGCUGGGAUCCCUGUUGCUCAGGUGCGGUAAUCAGAGGGAACGUGCAACACUUACGACAGCAGACUCUUGGCUAGCUGUGUUAGGCAGCCUUAUUAUAACCAGGGUUUUUGAGGGAGAGGGAGAUAAGCAAGAUCCAAACACAUACGCGAUGGAAGGCAGCAAGAUCCAAUCACAGUGAUGGAAGGCAGCAAGAUCCAGGAAUAUGUCACAGAAUCCAGUCAACUUGUAAUCAACACGAGAAAGAGGCCUUUUUGGACGACCGUUAAGCUUAGUGAUAGCCUAUGUCUGCAAGCCGGAGGUUCAGUUUACCUGAAGUGUGGUCCAGUGAGGUCCCAGGAGGUGAAGCUGCCGCUCUACCCGUUCAUCCCCAGUGUCAGAUUUAUAAACAACAGCAGCCUGAAUGUGAUGAUACCAAGGAAGGAGGGGGGACAGUGGAGGGUGACUGUGACUGCUGCCGGGGUGGUCGAAGAGGUUGUAGCGGGCGCCAACUUCUCGCUCAACAACUUCUCGCUCAACAACAUACUGGUAGUCAGUGGCAAUCUGACCUGGCUCAAAUGUUAUGACAUAUAUGUGAAGCGAUGUCUGAGAAUUGGCGGGAAGUCAUGUUGCAGAGAGGUUGUGGUGAGGGAACGGUGCAACAAUGAUACUAUUGGUGUACCUCACAGCCUCAUGCCUCAUACCAGGACCUCGGUUAUCGCGGGCGUAUGUGUUGGAGUGUAUGUUGUGGUGGUGGUGAUGGUACUGGCGGUACUCAGCUUCCAUCACCGGGUCACCAAGCAGCCCUCCUUAACCUUGCCCGCCCUCUGGGAACAUGAAGAAGUGCUGCUGGUCCACACGAAGGAGUCUGACGAGCUCACGCACCUGGUCAACGAUCUAGCUGGAGACAUCCUCACUCACACAAAUAUUAAGGCGGUACAUGACAUCUUCAGUACGAGCGAGCCGGAGGUAUUGGCGAGCCCCCAGUCCUGGGUCCUUGGGAAGCUGUGUAGCCAACACUCUACCACUGUGGUCCUCGUCUCCUCGCCUGGCCUCUCUAAUGUGAUGUACCUCAAGAUGAAAGGUGUCACAGAUUAUGGGAUGAAGAGCGUAUUGGGCCGGGACCAUCACCCCUGCGACUCUCUCCUCAACACCUGCCUCGACUACAUGCUCCACACUCACACUCUACAGGACCCCAGGCGUGUCCUUGUCGUCAGGUUGAGGGGCGUGGAGACUGCCGAGGCCUGGGAGCGACCAGCCUGGGCGACAGGUCACCUGGGGCCCAGCGUCGUCUACACCCUCCCUGACGACCACACUCAACUCUGGACAGCCCUCAACACCCCUGUAGCACGCGGUCAUCGAUGAAGUCGUCUACAUCCUCGCUGACCACCACAUCCAGUACCAAAUGAACCAGACAUUAGACUGAAUUUUUUCAGUGUCAGAGUAGUUAAGAAAUGGAAUGCAUUAGGAAGUGAUGUGGUGGAGUCUGACUCCAUACACAGUUUUAGAUGUAGAUAUGAUAGAGCCAAUAGACUCAGGAAUUUGUACACCAGUUGAUUGAUGAUUGAGAGACGGGACCAAAGAGCUGAGGCUCAACUCCCGCAAGCACAAGUAGGUGAGCACGCUUGCCUGUGUGUACCGACUUAGCUGUACGCUCAUAUAAACCAAUAAAAAAAAUAUAUAUAA
Procambarus clarkii (red swamp crayfish) is the source of this 2375-nucleotide messenger RNA. The record is from RefSeq and is a predicted model, not a curated record. NCBI's taxonomy places the organism in Eukaryota, Metazoa, Arthropoda, Malacostraca, Decapoda, Cambaridae.